GAGGGUGGGACGAAGAGAGAGCUUGCAAAAGAGAGAGGUUUGCUAGCUCACCGCACAGAAAGCAGCGAGCAUCAGCGACGUUUGACAGCAUCCAAGAAGAACGCAAAUUCAACUUUCACCUGGCAAAUAUCGAUAUCUGCUCUGAAUUUUUAUUUUAAUAGUCCCUGAUGCAAAAUGUAGGAGAUAGCGGGGGAAAAACGUUACAUAUCUGAAUCGAUAUCAGGACGAGUCGUGUGACCACAACGUCUUUGAGAGAGGAAAUGUCAAAGCCCUGCGCGAGGAUAUUUUUGGUACAAAUUCGGAGAUUCUAAAUCGUUUUUCUGUGGACUGACGUCGCGCGAGUGAAAUGAAACUCGUUUUAUGAACGCACAAAGAAACGAGCACUGUUUUGAUUCGCAUAGAUCCGUGGCGAUUGCAGGCUGAGCAGAAUUCUCACUGCUUUAUUUCACCGGGACUACAGAGAAAGCUUUAUGAUUUCUGCAAAACCGCAGGCAAAGCCGUACAGUAUAUAUACUAAUUUGGCUCUGCACUGUGGCAAGAAGAAAUGCAAGCUUUCGUUUAGCAUCCUCCACAACCUUGAACUUCUCCGCUAGAUUCAGUUUUGCCAUAGUCUGGGAAACUCGAUACGUGGAAACGUUAGUCAGCCUCCAAGGCGCGUGCGACGCACAUAUCCGUGGUGCUGAAAGGAUAGCUCACGUUGUUUCUGAACAACAGAAAGGUGUCUGUUUUUCCGGAGCGGAACUAACAUCAUUACUAAUGGUUUGGUGACCUUUUCUUUAUAUGGCUUGAUGGCUCCAAUCUGAGUGCCUUUCAUGGCUGUGGCACGCAAAAUUAAAACUUUGCUGACUGUUAACAUUUUGGUUUUUGUCGGGAUUAUAUUGUUCUCGGUCUACUGCAGAAUUCAGGAUCGCUCCGAAGAGCUGGUUCAGAUCGGAAGGACCUCCGAUCAAAGAAUCCGAAGUAGGAAUGGUAAAGUUACCAACUUGGUGGACAGGCAGUCCAUUCUUCAACGGCUGGAACACCUUGAAGACGUAGUCUACAAUCAAUUAAACGGUCUGGCCAAGCCCAUGGGCCUGGUGGAAGGUCCCGGGGGGCUGGGCCAGGGGGGCAUAGCCGCCACCCUGCGGGACGACAGCCACGAGAUGGAGGGCAAGUACGAGGAGUACGGCUACAACGCCCAGCUCAGCGACCGCAUCUCCCUGGACAGGAGCAUCCCGGACUACAGGCCCAAAAAGUGCAAGCAAAUUGCCUACCCCGACGACCUUCCGCAGAUCUCGGUGGUCUUCAUCUUCGUGAACGAGGCCCUGUCGGUCAUCCUGCGGUCCGUCCACAGCGUGGUCAACCACACCCCCGCUCACCUCCUGAAGGAGAUCAUCCUGGUGGACGACAACAGCGACAGCGUGGAGCUGAAGUUCAACCUGGACCAGUACGUCAACAAGCGGUACCCGGGCCUGGUGAAGAUAGUCCGGAACAGCAAGAGGGAGGGGCUGAUCCGGGCGCGGAUCCACGGGUGGAAGGCCGCGACGGCGCCGGUGGUGGGCUUCUUCGACGCGCACGUGGAGUUCAACGCUGUCUGGGCAGAGCCGAUUCUGACCAGGGUGAAAGAAGACCACACUCGGAUUAUCCUCCCGGCGAUUGACAACAUCAAGUACAACACGUUCGAGGUUCAGCAGUACGCUAACGCCGCUCACGGCUACAACUGGGGCCUCUGGUGCAUGUACAUCAUCCCGCCACAGGAGUGGCUGGACAAGGGCGACGAGACCGCUCCCAUCAGGACCCCAGCGAUGAUUGGCUGCUCAUUUGUGGUGGACAGAGAGUACUUCGGAGAGAUUGGCCUUCUGGAUCCAGGCAUGGAAGUCUACGGAGGGGAGAACAUCGAGCUCGGCAUGAGGGUGUGGCAGUGCGGAGGAAGCAUGGAGGUGCUGCCCUGUGCCCGGGUGGCGCACAUCGAGCGCACGAAAAAGCCGUACAACAACGACAUCGACUACUACGCCAAGAGGAACGCCCUGAGGGCAGCCGAAGUGUGGAUGGAUGAGUACAAGUCCCAUGUCUACAUGGCCUGGAACAUCCCCAUGAAUAAUCCUGGGGUGGACUUUGGCGACGUUUCUGAGCGGGUGGCCCUGAGGAAGAAGCUCCACUGUCGCAGUUUCCGGUGGUACCUGGAACACGUAUACCCCGAGAUGCGUAUCUAUAACAACACCAUCACCUACGGAGAGGUGCGAAACAGCAAGGCCAGCGGGUACUGCUUAGACCAAGGAUCUGAGGACGACGACAAAGCCAUCCUGUACCCGUGUCACGGCAUGUCCUCUCAGCUCGCCCGCUACUCAACGGAAGGCCUCCUGCAGCUAGGACCCUUGGGGUCGACCACGUUUUUGCCCGACACAAAAUGCCUCAUCGACGACGGGAGAGGACGGGUCCCCAGCUUGAAAAAAUGCGACUCCGUUUCUCGGGUCUCACAGAGGCUGUGGGACUUCACGCAGAACGGUCCGAUCAUCAGCCGGGACACGGGACGGUGCCUGGAGGUGGAGAUGUCCAAAGAGGCCAACUUCGGCCUCAGGCUGGUGGUGCAGAGGUGUUCCGGGCAGAAGUGGAUGAUCCGAAACUGGAUCAAGCACCCCAGACAUUAAGAGGCCGGGGGACGGGCUCCCCCGCCGCCGCUGGCGCCCGUGACCUUCCUUCGAAGUGCCGCCACCGCCGCCGCAGCCGAAUAAUGCCCCCGCCCUGGGAGAGCGGGCCUGGGGACCCCCCCAUACCCCCCCCCCACCCCCCAAAGAGGAUGCGCUCGGUCUGCAAUGGGAUCGUGUUUACCGCAUCCUCUCACCCUCCUCCCUCCCACGACCCACCCCCCUCUCCCCCACCCACAAAAAAAAAAAAAAACCUUUGAACUUCUAAAUCUUAAGACGAAAUUGAUCUUCCUUUCCCCCACUGGGUAAUGGCUCUUGUCUUGGAACAGACAAGCUGUACAGUACAGGAUUUGAAAUGUUCUAUAUUUCAGUGUCUAAGCGAACCCUUAGAUAACGGAUCUAACUGCAAAUGGUGGCAAAGCGUGUCUCUAUCUCCCAGUGCUGUGGAAACCAGUGAACAUAAAAAAAAAAGAUUCACAGACUGCUGUCAUAGGCACCUUUUGAACAAAUUAAAAGGUAAAAUGCCAUUUGAAUUGUGAUACCAAUUGUAAUUUUGUAAAGCUGUAAAUUGCUUUGGAUAGUUGACUAUCAGGGAUACGAGGUGGUAGGUCUACUCUGAGCGCUGUUAUGUUUCGAAAAGGAGCCGUCUCUUUUCGCAAGGCGAACGGCGAUCUUUCGUUUUUCGUUUUCGUUUUAACUUAAUGACCGAUGCACAAGCUGAAAGGACAUAUUGUGUGCCUUUUUUCCAUCGUUAAACUACUGUAUGUCUGACCUGGGAAUGUGGAUCCCAUGAGCAUGUAAGAUAAUUUUACCGCAGAAGAAAACAAAAAUGACGAAUAUAUAAAUAUAUGUAAAGAUGUCACAUAAUAGUAAUAUAUUGUAAAUCUGAAAUGGGCGACAGCCUUCAAUUAACAAUUAUCAUAAUAAAAAAAUGUUUUUAUGACAA
Molecule: messenger RNA, 3570 nt
Organism: Anguilla rostrata (American eel)
Lineage: Eukaryota; Metazoa; Chordata; Actinopteri; Anguilliformes; Anguillidae
Gene: galnt9
Product: polypeptide N-acetylgalactosaminyltransferase 9
Exons: 11
Coding region: 813-2627 (604 amino acids)
Biological process (GO): protein O-linked glycosylation
Cellular component (GO): Golgi apparatus
Molecular function (GO): polypeptide N-acetylgalactosaminyltransferase activity
Source: RefSeq, a predicted model, not a curated record